AUGGAUGAAAAGAAAACAGAUAUCGAGACCACGACAGUGGCAACCCCAACAGAAGGGGAAAGUAACCUUGGAAGCAUCGAUGAGGCGGAAGUGUUUGUCACGGGGGCGGAUGGAGUCAACUUUCGCACAGUCGGCUGGAUCAGAGCGUCCAUGUUCUUCUUGAAGAUGACCUUUGCCUCCGGGGUGCUCUCCAUCCCCGCUGCACUUUAUAACCUUGGUGCUGGUGCUGGAGCCUUCUUCAUCGUCUUCUGGGGCCUCCUCAACACCUAUUGCGCCGUCCUCCAAGGCCAACUCAAGCUCAAACAUCCAACGGUGCACACUAUUGCCGAUAGUGCCCAUAUUGCGGCUCUUGAAAUGGGCUUCACGAAGAAGAAUGCUUGGGUUGCAAAAGAAAUCACCGAGUUUGUUUACCUUUUUACCUGGGUCUUAUGUGCCGGUGUCUCAACCCUCGGCCUCAGCAUCGCGCUCAACGCUGUCUCAAAGCAUGCAACUUGCAGUGUCACCUUCGGCUUCGUUGCGUAUUUUAUCGUAUCUUCAGUUGCCAGCAUCCGAAAGAUUCACGACCUUGGCUGGAUCACAUGGGUUGGGUUCGUCUCUAUAGUCACCGCGGUGCUCAUCGUGGUUAUUGCCGUCGGAAUACGAGAUCGCCCUGCUGCUGCUCCACAAACAGGAGACUUCGACCUCGGUUUCUCUGGCCUUGCUCCGGCAGGGACGACUUUUGCAACUGCCUGGUCAGCUUCUCUAGCAAUCUUCUCCUCUUCGGCAAACACCUCUGGCUUUGUCCCAGUGAUUUCGGAGAUGCGACGGCCGCAAGACUAUUUCAAGGCCGUAUAUGUCUGCAUGGCCUGGAUCACUUCGUCGUAUCUGGCAUUCGCAUUGACCGUCUAUGCCUACUGCGGCAAAUGGGUAGCCUCGCCGGCCUUAGGGUCGGCAGGCCCAACAAUUAAGAUCAUCGCGUACGCCAUUUCAAUCCCUGGACUCAUCGCUGGUACCAUGAUCUGCGUCCACGUCGCGGGAAAGAGUCUCUUCGUUCGCAUCUUGCGCAACACUCGACACCUGACCCAAAGUACCAAGACUCAUUGGGCGGUCUGGCUGUCCUGCACGUAUGGAACAGGCUUUCUUGGUUGGAUCCUGUGUGAGGCGGUCCCAUUCUAUGGCAGCCUGAUCUCUCUGGUUGGGGCUUUGGGCUUUGGGUACCUGGGCGUUUGCCUGCCAGCAAUAUUCUGGUUUGUCAUGAACAAGGAUGCCCGAAAAGGCUCCACUGCUCAGCAGAUCAUGUGGUAUGUGCAUCUGGGGAUAUUACUGACUGGUAUGCUUGUUACGAUCGGUGGCACAUAUGCCAAUGUGGUGAGCAUCAUUGAUCAGUACAAGCAAGGUCAGGUCGGCUCGCCCUUCAGUUGUAUGGAUAACAGCAACACUAUUGCUGGAGGCUAG
Molecule: messenger RNA, 1434 nt
Organism: Capronia coronata CBS 617.96
Lineage: Eukaryota; Fungi; Ascomycota; Eurotiomycetes; Chaetothyriales; Herpotrichiellaceae
Exons: 1
Coding region: 1-1434 (477 amino acids)
Biological process (GO): amino acid transmembrane transport
Cellular component (GO): vacuolar membrane
Molecular function (GO): amino acid transmembrane transporter activity
Source: RefSeq, a predicted model, not a curated record